This is a messenger RNA of Clunio marinus, 219 nucleotides long. Lineage: Eukaryota; Metazoa; Arthropoda; Insecta; Diptera; Chironomidae. The record is from the annotation of a GenBank genome assembly.
AUGUACGACUACGAUCUAUUGCAUAAAAUUCAUGGUAACCUUCUUACGAAAUGGGAUUUAAAUCGCUUGAGCAUUUUAACAUCUAAAGGAGAACAAGAACAAAGCUACUUUCAACCUUUUCCUUUUUUCAAUGCUAAAGCUACACAAUUUAUAAAGAUUUAUACUUCGAUUCAUUUAUCAGCAAGUUUAUUUCCUGGUCAAGCAAUACAAGAAGAAUAA